Mitosporidium daphniae is the source of this 3069-nucleotide messenger RNA. RefSeq lists its product as uncharacterized. Lineage: Eukaryota; Fungi; Microsporidia. Gene Ontology annotation, molecular function: aminoacyl-tRNA deacylase activity; ATP binding; valine-tRNA ligase activity. The record is from RefSeq and is a predicted model, not a curated record. Gene Ontology annotation, cellular component: cytosol. Gene Ontology annotation, biological process: valyl-tRNA aminoacylation. Bases 1 to 3069 code for a protein of 1022 amino acids. The transcript is spliced from 3 exons.
AUGAAUCCUACCCUUGAACAGGACUCUGCUUCGCAACCAAUUCUCACUAAGAAUCAAUUGAAAAAUGAGGCUAAGCGUAAAGAAAAAAUGGAAAAGUAUUUGGCUAAGCAAGAAAAGCUAUCUCAGCUCCUUUCUACUGCUUCGGACAAAAAGCCUACAAGAUCUGAAUUGAAGAAAUCGUCGGCAUCAACAAAUACACCUGAGAUUAGUAUUAUGGAAGGAGAAUUUAAAGAUGUAUCUAGUUAUGAUAUGCCAUCUUCUUAUGAUCCAAAGUUUGUUGAGAAAAAUUGGUAUUCUUGGUGGGAAACAAAGGGAUUUUUCAAGCCAGAAAUGAUUUUGGAUAAAAACCCACAGGCUCCAAUUUACGUCAUUCCAAUCCCACCACCAAACGUCACUGGCUCGCUUCAUUUGGGGCAUGCAAUGGCCACCUCGAUCCAGGAUUCACUGGUUCGCUGGAAACGCAUGACCGGCCAUGCAGCACUGUAUAUUCCCGGAUGCGACCAUGCAGGAAUUUCAUGCCAGGUUGUUGUUGAAAAACAUUUAAAAAAAACUCGCAAUGUUACGCGCCACGAUCUUGGCCGCCUUGCGUUCGUGGGUGAGGUGUGGAAGUGGAAAGAUGCGUUUGGCGACAGGAUAUAUUCACAGUUAAAGAGGCUUGGUGGUUCCAUGGAUUGGAGCCGUGUCCGUUUCACAUUGGAUCAGUCAAUGAAUGAGGCGGUCACCGAGGCAUUUGUGAGGCUUUUUGAGCAGGGGAUUAUUUACCGAGAAAAUCGGAUUGUCAAUUGGUCUUCUGCUUUGCAAACGGCUGUUUCAGACUUGGAGGUUGACCAUCGUGAAGUCACCGGUCUUAUUCGCCUUGCUGCCUUUGGACACGAUCCCAAACGCACAUUUGAAUUUGGGUACAUCUAUUCAUUUGCAAUGAAAAUUCUUGAUUCUGAAUCCGAAUGUCCGACCGAAGAUGAAAUCAUUGUCUCAACAACACGCCCGGAAACAAUCCCGGGGGAUGUCGCCAUUGCGGUUAAUCCUGAGGAUCCGAAAUACACUCGAUUUCAUGGGAAAUUCGUACAGCACCCCAUCCACAAAACUAAAAUUCCGAUUAUUUGUGACUCGUACGCUGAUGUUUCGUUUGGAACGGGAGCUCUUAAAAUUACCCCAGCUCACGAUUCAAACGAUUUUGAAGUUUCUCAGCGUCACAAGUUACCUGUGAUUGUUAUUUUCGAUGCAAACAAUCGUCUGAAUGACAACGCCGGACCAAGGUUUUCUGGAAUGAUGCGAUUUGAAGCCAGAGAAGCUAUCAUUGAGUAUUUGGAAGCAGAAGGCCUCUAUCGCGGUCGUAAAGAGCAUUCAAUGGUCCUUCCCAUUUGUAACCGCUCUGGGGAUAUCAUCGAGCCUAGGAUUCUUCCCCAAUGGUGGAUGAAAUGCAAAGAUAUCGGUACCAAGGCUGCCAAUGCUGUUCGAUCUGCAGACCUUAAAAUCCUUCCUGUAGAGGCAGAGAAAAUAUGGUUUAAUUGGCUGGACAACUGCCGCGAUUGGUGUUUAUCUCGUCAGCUUUGGUGGGGCCACCGAGUUCCAGCCUAUUCUGUCAAAACGGCAGAUUCAUCUGGUGAUUCUGCAUUUGUCCACCAAAAGUGGAUUGCGGCUCGCUCAGAGCGCGAAGCUUUAGAAAUGGCUGUUCGAGAAUUCCCGGAUGCAAAGGAGGUCAAAGUCGAGCAAGACCCGGAUGUCUUGGACACUUGGUUUUCAUCUGCCUUGUGGCCUUUCGCGGCGCUUGGCUGGCCUAAUUGUUCAUCUGAAAAUUUGAUGAAAUUUUACCCUGCAAGCGUGCUUGAGACUGGCCGUGAUAUUAUCUUCUUCUGGGUUGCGAGAAUGGUGAUGAUGGGUAUUCACUUAACGGGCCAAGUUCCGUUUAAACUGGUUUAUUUGCAUUCAAUUGUCCGAGAUGCCCAUGGAAGGAAAAUGUCCAAAAGCUUGGGAAACGUGAUCGACCCAAUUGAUGUUAUUGAAGGCAUUUCGCUUGAAAAUCUUCAUCGUCGGUUGGAGGAGGGCAAUUUGGAUCCUGCCGAAGUAGCUUGUGCUCGUGCCUCUCAGAAGAAAGACUUUCCAAAAGGAAUCGAAGAAUGUGGUUCAGAUGCCCUUCGUUUUGUUCUCUUGGCUUAUACGAGCCAGGGCUCUGAUGUCAAUUUGGAUAUCCAGCGAGUAGCUGGCUACCGUCGUUUUUGCAAUAAGAUGUGGAAUUUCGCCAGGUUUGUGUUUGCCGCAGCAUCUUAUACCACUGGCGGUGCUUCUUCAACCCAUUCUCCUUCUUUUUUGAUCGAUGCAGUUAUGGGUUCAUGCUCUGUGGAACAGGCCACUUUGGCAUUUUCGCUUUUUGACAAAUGGAUUUUGUUUAGACUAUCAAAGACCAUUGCAGACAUCAAUGCAGCGCUUGCAGAAUUUAAUUUCAUGAAGGCAACGACGACAAUUUACUCUUUCAUUCUAUACGAUGUGUGCGAUCUCUAUGUGGAAACGCUCAAGCCUAUCCUUUCUGGGGCCUCUUGUUCUCAAAGAGACCUUUCCAUUUCGAUAUUGUUCCUGUUGCUCGACCAAUCUCUUAAAAUGCUGCAUCCGUUUAUGCCGUUUAUUACUGAGGAUCUUUGGCAGACAAUGCACAUCUCAAUCUUAAAAAACCAGGCCUCGCACGAGGAAUCGAUUUGCAUUUCUUCAUACCCAUCAUUAAAUGCCUUCCUUUCUGCAUUUGGAUCUUCAUUUUCGGAAUCAAAAGACCAUGUCGAGCGAAUCCAAGAAAUAGUGCAUGCAAGUCGCUCCAUAGCCAAUGAUUUGAACGAAAAGUCCAUCAUGAUUUCUUUUGAUUGCGAUGAUGCGGCCGAUGGCUUAUUGCUGAAGGAGAACUCGGCCAGUAUCUCGUCACUCAUCAAGGGAGUAAAGCGCAUCUCAAUUACCAACAAAUUUGAAGAACAGCGAGAUGCAAAUAUCAAUGACGAUAAUGUGAGAUCCACGAUUCUUGCUCAAUCUACUGAUUCCAAGCAUCCUUUCCCUAACAGCAUCAAGGUGACUGUUUCAAAAAUUUAG